AUGGCAGUUAGGAGCCCCUUGUUACCCCUGUUGCUGCUGCUGCUGGGCCUGACACUGGAGACGGCCUACACCCACGCCUUCACCCCCAGCCGCCUCCAGCAGCACAAAGUGCUGCACCUGGACUGGCCCAAAGACUGUGGCCUGGCUCACUUUAAACCAAACACAGCAGAGCGCAUCGUUUCAGGCAAUGAGGCCAGACCCCACUCCUGGCCAUGGCAGGUCUCACUGCAGGUUCGUCCUAGAGGCAGCAAGCAUUACGUUCACGUUUGUGGAGGGACUCUGAUCCACAAGAACUGGGUGCUCACUGCAGCGCACUGCUUCCAGAAGGGGAAAGCUGAGGAUGCAGGAAGCUGGCGUAUUGUGUUGGGGAAGCACCAGCUGAAGCGUUCAGAAACAGCUGAGCGUAUUUUCCCCGUAAAGAGGAUCUACAGACAUGAGCAUUUUCGCUACCCUGCACACAGCGAGCUGGACUACGACAUUGCCCUGGUUAAAGCUGGCACGGAUAUUCUGCCCAGCAACUUCAUCCGCUACGCCUGCCUGCCGCGCAAGCAGACCAGCCUGAAGCCAGGCCAUUACUGCUGGGUGACAGGCUGGGGCGACACGCGAGGUGGGAAAGAGAAUGUGUCGUUGGCUGAGGCACUGAACCAAGCCCGCCUGCCCAUCAUCGACUAUAAAACAUGCAGACAGAAGAAGUUCUGGGGUGACCGCGUGAGGGACUCCAUGAUCUGUGCUGGAUUCAGAGACACAGAGGGAACUCCUGCUGCCUGCCAGGGUGAUUCAGGUGGUCCUCUGUUGUGCCAGCUGGGCCGGGACCGCUGGGAGGUGCAUGGUGUGGUGAGUUUCGGCCCUAUUGGCUGCACAGUGGAGAACAAGCCCAGCGUCUUCACUCGCACUGCUGCCUAUAUCCCCUGGAUUGAGGCCACCCGCAUCAGGGACUUCUUCCUGCACUGA
Colossoma macropomum (tambaqui) is the source of this 951-nucleotide messenger RNA. RefSeq lists its product as uncharacterized. Gene Ontology annotation, biological process: proteolysis. Lineage: Eukaryota; Metazoa; Chordata; Actinopteri; Characiformes; Serrasalmidae. Gene Ontology annotation, molecular function: serine-type endopeptidase activity. The transcript has 6 exons. The record is from RefSeq and is a predicted model, not a curated record. The coding region runs from base 1 to 951 and encodes 316 amino acids.